CUCUAAACAGCUCACAUCUACCAAUUUCACAAUCAGCGGUUUGCCGAGUAGUUUUUCCAACCGCCAAACCACUCCCCCUCUUUCUCUCUCUACAUGAUAGAGAGAGAGAGAGAAAGCUCUGAGCUCCCUAUAUAAGUUGCCCCCUUUCUCUCUCUUCAAUUUUUGUUUUCUUCCCGGUGGUCUGGAGGCCACCUCUCCCUAUAUAUACACACAAACACAUACAUAUAUGUAUAUAUGCUAGCAUUAAUCUCUCUCUUUCUCUCUCUGUUUACAAAAUCAACACCUGAUUAUAAAAAUAUUUUGUAUCAGGUAUUUUGAAUUUCUGUUUAGUUUCUGUCCAUGUAGUUACAGAUUGUAAUAGUUCUUCACCGGUAAAUAUAUCUCCGUUGUUUCUCUCUCAACAUAUUUUAUGUAUGUAUAGAUACAAAUGAUGACAGUACUAGUGUGAGAGUGUAUUGUCGAUGGCGUUUCCAAACCAUCUCUCACAAGAAAUGGCUUUACAACAUUUCUCUGACCAACAUUUAGGUGAAAACGCUUCGGUUCUGCGAACUAUAAUACCUGAACAGCUCGGUCAAUCUUCGCCGGACGGUGGAGGUAGGGACCACAAGGACAUACAGAGGCUCAUCUUGGAGUCGGCCGGAAAAACGCCGGAGCAUCACCAUCAGUCGCCGCAACAACAGGCGUCGCAAGUCGGUGUCGGUCCGACGUGGCUCAACAGCGCGAUUCUCCGGCAACAGAGCCAGUACAGCGACGGCAAUUUCCUCAAUUUGCACACAAAUAAUUCUGAAUCCAUGGCUUCGCAGGCGUCGAAUCAGUGGCUCUCGAGAUCGAUUCUUCAGCGGAAUGUCAGCGAUGUUAGGGACGACGUUCAGGUCUCUAACGAUUCGAUGAUCGCCGCUGCUAUGUCACACGAUUCAGCCGAUUUGAACGACAAUAACAAUGGUAAUAGGAACAUCGGAAGCAAUCAGGUGGAGAACAAUGGCGGAGGCGGCGGAGGACAGAUAGCAGACAGCGAAGUCGGCGGUGGCGGCGGCGGUGGAGUGAUGAAUUGGCAAAAUGCGAGGCAUAAAGCCGAAAUACUGUCGCAUCCGCUUUACGAGCAGUUGUUGUCGGCGCAUGUGGCGUGUCUGCGUAUUGCGACGCCGGUUGAUCAGUUGCCAAGGAUCGAUGCGCAGCUCGAACAGUCACAGAGCGUCGUCUCCAAGUAUUCGGCUCUCGGACAUGGUAAUCUAGGUGAUGAUAAGGAGCUUGAUCAGUUCAUGACACAUUACGUCCUGUUGCUUUGUUCUUUUAAAGAACAACUGCAACAACAUGUUCGUGUUCAUGCAAUGGAAGCAGUAAUGGCUUGCUGGGAGAUUGAGCAAUCUCUACAAAGCUUAACAGGAGUCUCUCCUGGAGAAGGCACAGGUGCAACAAUGUCUGAUGACGACGACGACCAGGUAGAUAGUGAUGCCAACUUGUUUGAUGGAAGUUUGGACGGUCAUGACAGCAUGGGAUUUGGUCCUCUAAUCCCAACAGAGAGUGAGAGAUCCUUGAUGGAGCGUGUAAGACAAGAACUGAAGCAUGAACUGAAACAAGGUUACAAGGAAAAACUAGUGGAUAUUAGGGAGGAAAUUUUACGCAAGAGAAGGGCGGGGAAACUACCUGGUGAUACCACCUCUGUCUUAAAAGCUUGGUGGCAAUCACAUUCCAAGUGGCCAUACCCAACAGAGGAAGAUAAAGCAAGAUUAGUACAGGAAACGGGCUUGCAGUUGAAGCAGAUAAAUAAUUGGUUCAUCAAUCAGAGGAAAAGGAACUGGCACAGUAACCCUUCUACUUCUACGGUCCUGAAGAGCAAGCGCAAAAGGGAUGUCCACCAAUUUUAAUUUGUAAACGAAGUAAUGCAGGUGAUAACAGUGGUGAUCGUUUCGUGUAAGUGAAGGACAAACCAGAAAGACAAAAUCUUUUGACAUGCUUCGCCUCCAGUAAUUCAUACAGCAGCAAUACACCUGUUUACAUAGAAAAUUCGACACUAUAAGGCUUGAUGUGAACCUUAUGGGAUUCAAGUAAAAAGAUGACCGCGAUCGUGCUUCUCUAGGAAAGGUGGUUAGCGGUGCUGAGAAGGCGAUGAUGAAGAAUAAUAUUUUUGCCACGUUCAUGUGUGUUAGAAUUCUAAAGAAUAUAUGACCAAAACUUAGUUUGACAGUUCGUCGUACAUUGGUACAUACAAGAUUUUUGUUUAUCGUUUUUGUAUAAAUAAAUUUAGCUACGAGGUAUGGAUGUAGAGUAAGAUAAUAAUUUCUGGCAUGAUUCCUCGGAUACUAUAGUGUAAAAAAUAGAUUUGUUACAUGUAUGGAUGUACAAAUGCUUGCAAUCUUCUUGGUUAUCAUUCAACAUACUUUUAACACCAUUUCAAGUUUUCAAGUUGUCGAGUGUGCCUUUUCUUUC
Molecule: messenger RNA, 2427 nt
Organism: Cornus florida
Lineage: Eukaryota; Viridiplantae; Streptophyta; Magnoliopsida; Cornales; Cornaceae
Product: homeobox protein knotted-1-like 3
Exons: 6
Coding region: 462-1865 (467 amino acids)
Biological process (GO): regulation of DNA-templated transcription
Cellular component (GO): nucleus
Molecular function (GO): DNA binding
Source: RefSeq, a predicted model, not a curated record